This is a messenger RNA of Hippocampus comes (tiger tail seahorse), 4436 nucleotides long. RefSeq names its product storkhead-box protein 2. Lineage: Eukaryota; Metazoa; Chordata; Actinopteri; Syngnathiformes; Syngnathidae. Gene Ontology annotation, molecular function: RNA polymerase II transcription regulatory region sequence-specific DNA binding. The transcript has 4 exons. The record is from RefSeq and is a predicted model, not a curated record. Gene Ontology annotation, cellular component: cytoplasm; nucleus. Gene Ontology annotation, biological process: regulation of transcription by RNA polymerase II. The coding region runs from base 854 to 3814 and encodes 986 amino acids.
AGAGAGAGCAGACGAGAGAGAGCUGGACAGCGAGGUGAAGGGUUGAAAAGAGAAGACAAAGAGAAGUGGAGACAGUUUUUGCCAUGUUCAGGAUUUACCACCCAACGCUGAUUAAUUCUCCUGCUUUUUGUUGUUGCUGCUGUCUUCAAGACGUCCAUCAUCCCUUGUAGUGUCACAUAUGAUACGGUUUUCUACCCAGUGGGUAACAGCAUUGUUUAUCAACGAAGUCCCGGACCAAUGUGGAGGGAUAGAUGUUGAAGAGAGGAACAUAUCUGUUUUUUUCCCAUGGAUAUUUUGUUGUUCGCUCUCCUCCCUCCACUUGCUUUCUUUUGUAUUCACGCGCCCUCCCUCCUUCCUUUUUUCCUUCGCUUGGCUGCACAGGCUGUUUUUUUGGGGAAUACAACGGAUCCCCUUCCCAGAGACCUCCUUUGACCCAUUCCAAUAGCGUUGUCCCCCUGGAUGCCGUCCUGCUGCUUGCGAAUUGAUCGCGCAAAUCUAAAACAGACUUUGUUUCUCUGGACUAUCAGUCUUAUUUAAGAAGCAGCGAGACUGUGGAUGGACCCGCUGCUACGUGCCUUUCUGAAUCAAAUCUGAUGAUUAUUUUGGUCAUUUCAUCAGCGACAUGUCCAUGAAUGUCAUUCUUUUUUGGUCACAAAAUGGUGGUGGUUUGAUUUUCAUUCAUUGACUUGAACUACUGGUUCUGCAGAAUGGAAUUCACGUGAUAAGCUGCAGCCAGGUAGCCUUGAGUCUUUUCCCUGGCUCCAAGAUUCAGCUUGCUUUUUUUUUUUCUUUUGACUCGGCCUUGUAGAUCAAAUUAUCACCUGUUUGUUGUCUGCCACCCAAUGUGGCGAGGAUGAAGAAGACACACAGCAGCACACUGAGGCGCGUGUGGCCCAGCUCUGAACUGUCAGAGCGGCUACUGUCACAGGCAGCCAGUUCGGAGCCUUCCAGGAGCCGACGCUCUCGGAGUGAAAAGGACUACAGAAUCCACAAACACAGGAAAAGGAACCACUAUCCUGCACAGUACGUGUGUCAGAGUCCACCUGCUUACUUUUUCACAGGUGAUGUGUCACCCAUCAGUAUGUCCCCGAUCAGCCAAUCCCAGUUCAUCCCUCUGGGAGAAGUACUGGUAUUGGCUAUCUCUGCUAUGAACUCUGCGCACAAGCCUGUCACCCAGGAGGCCCUAACGGAACACCUGCAGACAUGUUUUCCAGGUGUUCCCACCCCAACGGAGGAGGUCCUGCACCACACACUUAACAUGUUGGUCCGUGAACGGAAGAUCUACCCGACACCUGACGGAUAUUUUAUCGUAACUCCUCAAACUUACUUCAUCACUCCAAGCCUGAUCCGAACUAGCUCCAAGUGGUACCACUUAGAUGAGCGAUCCGCUGACCGGCACCAACAGCCGCAACAUCAGAAUCAGCAGCAGAAUCAGCAGACUCAGUGCACUUCUCCUCUCUCUGGCACCAUCACCCCAUCCACUUCUGGCGGCGUGCGAGAUCGAAGUCACCCGAAAUCCAACCAGAACCACGGUGGGGGAGGCGGAGUUGUGGAUUCCUUUUUCAACAACACCUACCGUGGAGACGACCCCCCCAGUCACCACACAACUCUGCAGCUCAGAUCCCCCAAAGACCACCGGGAGGCAUAUUCGUCCCCGCACUCUCCACAGUCGCCUCCUCAGCCAGCGGGAGGCAACGCCGAAAAGAGCCGCAGCACCCUCGGGUUCCCCUUCAAGACGGACACGCUCACAAAGCAUCGUGGAGGAGGAGGGGGAGGAGGUGGAGGAGGGACUGGUGAGCUCGAGAAGCAGCCAGGAAGCGGUACAGCGAGUCGUAAGUUUGGAUUGAAGCUGUUCCGUCUGAGCUUUAAGAAGGACAAGACCAAGCAGCUGGCCACCUUCUCAGCACAGUUCCCCCCCGAGGAGUGGCCCCUUCGUGAUGAAGAGACACCCAGCCAGCUCCCGCGUCAUAUAGAGAUGGAGAUUAUCCGCAGAAUCAACCCCGAUCUCACCGUGGAGAACCUUGCCCGGCAUACGGCAGUCAUGAAGCGCCUUGAGGAGGAGCGUGCACAGAGGAGCAAGGCAUCAUCAGCCAAUCACAGUUCAAGGAGCAGAAGGAGUGGGGGAAGACAUAGGAAGCAAUCUCAGACCAAACUUAGCCGCUCGCAUAGUAAGACAAGGGUGGCUCGGGGUGAGCAGAGCGAGAGUUCCCAUUUGGAACUAACGGACAGGGACUAUCGAGCUUACUCAUCAUCACUGGCUCGGUCACCGAGGGAACACGCCAUGGCCAUAGAGCGGCAGCGGACGCGUCUUCAUCUGGCACAUAGCAACCCGAACAUCCUUGACUCCUCCCACCUACCUGUCACGCCAGAGUGGGACGUGUCCGGAGAGCUGGCCAAACGACGGACGGAAAUGCCUUUCCCCGAGCCGAGCCACGGCCCAUCGGCGCACCACUCAAAAGUCCACCGCUCACACUCACACACGCAGGAGAGGAAGUCGAGGAAUGAACGCAGCGACAAAGCCAAGGAACGCUCCAGAUCCAUGGAAAAUUCAAAAGGACCUCUUGGAGCCGGCUUAAUUGGACCACCCAGUUACUACGACGAUCGAAGCCGUUACUACACCGACGACGGAACCUUACGAGCCAAUCAGAGCUCUUGUCACUACCCUCAUGCCACUCCCCCCUCGGCCAAGCAGCCCGGGGAAUCGCUCGUAUUGGAUGGCGGCAGGAGUUUAGAGAAAUGUAAGAGUCGGGACAGUCUGCCAACGUACUCUCCUAAACCACAGCACAACUCCGUCCCUCCCGAUGGCUACUUCCAGUGCUCCGGUUCGUCUGAGGCUGUGCUCACAGCUCCAAGCCCGCUGGGAACUCUUGGCAAAAGUAGCCAGGAUGGGUUGAAAUUGGGCUUCGCUGACAGGCAAACAGAAAGGCAAACACCACAUCCUCCAGAAAUGAAGGAAGACUUUUCCAAAGUGGGACCUAAAGGUGGCAGCCUGCCUCCAAUACCUCUCUCGACGCCAGAUCCUCCCGUUUCGAAUGCGCGACCUCCCCACGGUGCCUCCUGUGGUCAAGAAAAACGUAAGGAGAUUUUUAGUAAAGAUACACUCUUCAAACCACCUCCUAGCCUUCCUUUGCCAGGAUACAGCUCCUUGAGGAAAACCCCUGUCCUUGCCUCCUCCACUCUGUCUUCAUCCUGCGAUGCACUUGAUUCCCAGGAGGCCUUCGAUGCGCCCAAACCUCUGGUUGCGACUCCCUCCGCUCCUAUACAAGGGAGUGAACCCACAACCAGUGCUGCAGAGGCCUCCUUUGACUAUUACAAUGUUUCAGAUGACGACGAAAUUGAGGAGGGAGGAACUAAAAGUCGAGGGGAGGACGGCAAAACUGGCGGAGGUGGUGUUGGAAUGGGAGGCGGUGGAGCAGGCACCAUGCAGUGGCUCUUGGAGCGAGAGAAGGAGAGGGAUCUACAGAGAAGGUUUGAAAGAACCCUCACCUUCCCUGGUGCUAAAGAGAACCUUCCGGAACCCAGUCAGAAUCACCAGUCGGCGCACUCUGCCAGACUGGACAGUAUGGACUCCAGCUCAGUUACUGUUGACAGCGGAUUCAACUCGCCAAGAACGAGGGAAAGCCUUGCAUCGAACACCUCGUCCAUAGUGGAGAGUAAUCGCCGGCAGAAUUUGGCUCUGAGUCCCGGCCACCUCGGUAUUACAAAUAGCAACGGCCCCCCUUUCUCAUUCCGCACCAUCCCCGAACCAGCUGGCAGCCAACCGGAAAAACUCCAAAAGCCCAACGCCUGCCUUGCAUCAAUCACCAGCGUCUAGAGGCCGUGACCAAGGACAAGAUGAAGUCCUGCCCUAAGGACUGUUAAACAUGCAGACUGUCACAUUGACUGAAUCAGUGGAGCUGCCACAAGACCACUGUGGAACUAUAGCUGUUAAUACACACAUCAACACAUUCUUAUCACAACAACAACAAAUUAGACCACCAUGAGACUGCUUCUCUUCUCUCAUAAAUACACACGCGUACAUACAGUACACCAUGCCAGUGGGCAGACUAACCAUGUCAUUUCAUAGCCUUGUGUUUACACACCGCUGUUGUGUUCUUUCACUUACGUGAGUUCUACUUUGAGUGCGUGUGCGUGUGCGUGUGUGUGUGUGUGUGUGUGUGUGUAUACACCAGUAAUCUGGAAUCUCAGGUCAUAUCAUAUAAUUCCAGUCCAAUUUCAGCUGCUCCAUAUCAGUGGAACUCUGUCCGAUGGCGUGUUUACACACCAAAAGGUCCGAGGCUCUGCUAACUAUCGCCACUGAUGCAACACACAGCCACUGAUCCAAUUUUGGCGCACUUUGUCUCAUCAGUUUGCUUGAUUAUUGUCAUCAGUUAUCAAAAAUGCUGAGCCAUACAGAUGGUAUGAGGUAUUAAAUCGUACCCAACAAGUUCCUUUGA